AUGUCUGGGCGUGGUAAGAAACACCCAAAGCCUGCACUGCCUGCCAGAAUCACCAAGACAAAAAAAUGUGGCUUGCAGUUUCCUGUGGCCCGAAUUCAUCGGUUCCUAAAACAGGGCCAUUAUGCCGAAAGAGUAAGUCCAGGAGCCUCGGUGUACCUGGCCGCAGUCUUGGAAUAUCUGUCUGCAGAGGUCAUAGAAUUAGCUGGGAGUGCUGCUCAUCAGAACAAGAAGAAGCGGAUUGGACCACGCCAUAUCCAGAUGGCAAUAAGGAAUGAUGAAGAGUUGAACAAGUUGUUUUCACAUGUGACCAUUCCUGAAGGAGGAGUGCUCCCCAACAUCCAAGCCAUUCUUCUUCCUAUAAGUGAACACAGCGGCUUCCCAGCUAGCGGCGAACUGGGGACGAGCCUGGCUGAACUCGGGGCGGUGCUGGCUGAGUUUGGGAUGGCACUUUGCUGGUUUGCCUCAGAAAGUGCUUGGAAAGUUCUGCUGCAGCUUGAACGAUCCUGCGGCUUGAACGAUUUUGCUGCGUGGGCGGGCGGCAUCCGACGGCCUGUGGGGCGGGUGCCCCCCCCCCAUGAAUGGCGGUCCUCCGGCUAUCAACAAGCGGAGGGACACCUUGCUUGGAGGGCAGUACUUUGA
Molecule: messenger RNA, 639 nt
Organism: Thamnophis sirtalis
Lineage: Eukaryota; Metazoa; Chordata; Lepidosauria; Squamata; Natricidae
Source: RefSeq, a predicted model, not a curated record